Entamoeba dispar SAW760 is the source of this 657-nucleotide messenger RNA. RefSeq lists its product as uncharacterized. The transcript has a single exon. Bases 1 to 657 code for a protein of 218 amino acids. Gene Ontology annotation, cellular component: nucleus. Gene Ontology annotation, biological process: mitotic DNA replication termination; site-specific DNA replication termination at RTS1 barrier. The record is from RefSeq and is a predicted model, not a curated record. NCBI's taxonomy places the organism in Eukaryota, Evosea, Mastigamoebida, Endamoebidae.
AUGGGAUGUGAUGGUGGUGUUGUUGCUCGAAGGGAUGACCUUGUAAAAGACAAAAAAAAAGAAACUAAAAAAUAUAACACUGAGGAUAGGUAUCGUUAUUGUUCGUUAACACACAAACUAUUCAAGAAACGAGUUGUCUGUGAUGUUGUUGGGAGGUUAUACAAUAAAGAUGGAUUAUUAAAAGCUUUAAUUAACCACGAAAUGCCUGAAAAAUUAAGGUAUAUUCAUAAUAAAAAAGAUUUUAUUGAAUUAAAUAUCGAAUGGAGUAAUGGGAUGAUUGUCUGUCCAUUAAAAAAAGUAGAAUUCAGUCCAGGUCACCAAUUUGUAGCUCUAAAAUGUGGUUGUGUUAUCUCUAAAUUGGCUCUUGAUGAAAUUAAAUCAAUUAAUGGACACAAAUGCCCAUUAUGUGAAACAGAAGGAUUAGAAUUUAUUCUGUUAAACCCUCCUCUGGAAGAGAUGGAAAAACAAAUGGAACUUCAUUGUAAACUUUUUGAUCAAAAACAAAAUAAAACAAAGUCCAUUCAAAAGGAAGAAAAUAAAAUUGCAUUAGUAACUCAACCAAUUGCUAAUACAAUUGCUGAUCAAGCAAAAGUUAAUGUAAAUAACCAAGAUGAUGAUGAGAUUUAUAGAUCUAUCUUUACAUCAUCACAAAAUUAA